Messenger RNA from Diorhabda carinulata, 9709 nucleotides. Its product is annotated as autism susceptibility gene 2 protein-like. The transcript is spliced from 19 exons. Lineage: Eukaryota; Metazoa; Arthropoda; Insecta; Coleoptera; Chrysomelidae. Bases 265 to 3831 code for a protein of 1188 amino acids. The record is from RefSeq and is a predicted model, not a curated record.
GAGAGCCGCGACAUUUUACAUGGUUAUUGACUGACUGGUGCUGUUCUGUUGUAAAUAUUGUUUUUUUCGGUGUGUCGAAAACUGUGUGUGAUUUUAAGUGUAUGGUGCGUGUGUGUGACUGUGUACGAUGUUCAGAAAACCCGCAGGUUGAUGGAAACCUACGUGAACACCGUGAAAAAUCCGCCAUAGGUACAAUAGCCUGUGGUAAAUGUAUAAGCAAUGUCGGCGGAGGGCCACCCUACAGGCGGCUGUAAUGUCUAAGCCAUGGAUGUCGAAGUGAAACAGAGAAAUAGGCGGAGAAAACGCGCCCAGCGUAUGCAGGCACAACGAGAGAUCAACAAAGCUGACCAUCUCGAUGGAGACAGCGGUGACGAAGAUGUCAUUCAGGCGAAGCCCCCGAGACCCCCUAAUAGACGAAAAAAAUCCAAAGAACCCCUCUGUGAAGAGGACAUUAUCGACGGGUUCUCCAUACUCCAAUUCAGAACAUAUGAUGACUUAGAGUUGGUGUUGAAGAUAUCCGUAAAAGAAAAUAUUAAACGACUGACCGAUGUGGAAAGGCCUAAGAUCGAACCAAAGGCCCACAUUACUAAUCAUAUUUUAGUUCAACACAACCAUGGGUUGACGUUAACACAUGACCCCGCUACUAGCGACGACAGUGGCAGGGCUUCUGAACGUCUUACUGGAUCUUCGGUAGCACCACGAGAUGCGGAUAGCUCAAGAGACCGACUAAGUGAUGCGAGCAGUAGAUGUAGUUCAGGAAAAGGAUAUAUCUGUGAUAGCGAGGGCGAAGAUGAUAAGGUAAGCUCGAUAUAUUCCAGUGGAUCUAAACUAUUAUUGGGUUCUGACGCCAGUUCGGUGAUAUUUGCGUCGACACCUGCGUCGAGGAAACACGAAUUUCCGGGCGCUCUGCCACCCAGUUUGCCCAGUCUGAACCAUGGCACAAGCAGUUCACCGGUACCGGCGCCGACACCUCCAAAUAUUCCGGUACCGUCGCCAGCCCCCGCCCAACAACCGCCUCAACAUCCACCGCAAGCUAUUCCAUCGGCGUCGGUUUCGUCGGCGGCCAGCGUCGUAACGCCUUCUCCAACGCCUGCGGCCGCCAUAAAACCGACUAUACAAGAACUUUUACCGCCACCACCAGUCACGUCUAUAGCCAGUGUCGUACCUCAACCGCUUCCGGUAACGAUGCCGAGCGUCCCGACGGCUGUAACUAUGCCUCAACCGGCUGCCGCGCCCGUAGCUCAUCAUCCUCCCGCACUCGAUCCGUCGAGUAUAAUUCCGGGUGGACUCGGCAUGAGAACGGAAAGUCCUGCCGUCGCUACAUCGGCCAAUGCCGCCGUAGCGCCGUCCCCAAGUCAGUACCAUCAUCCCGCCUCCUAUCAGCAUCAGCCAACUCCGUUGUAUACACCUUACGCAACGACAGCAACGUCAGCACCACCACCGCAUACCGCUUCUCCGUAUAUGUCGACCCCUACGCCUAUGACGGCAACAGCAGUGGCGCCGACUAUAAUGAGCGCGGCGACUGCUCCUUCGGGACCUCCGCAGGUGAUAAUGCCUCAAGUUGCUGUAGUGCCACCUCAAGUAGCGGUGACCAAACCAACCGUGCCGCAGCAACACAUAGAGAGGGAGAAAAUGUUGCCGCCGAUGCAGCAAAGGGGGCCUAGUCCCAUCAAAGAGAAUAGGGAGAGGGAAAGCUACAGUAAUGUCAGUAGCCUUAGUCGUACCAGUAACGCAACGACGACACUCAGCUGUCCCCCUCCCACCACCACAGUGUCUUCUAGUCUAGCACCAAGUAAUUUGAGCAAACCAUGGACGUCCAAUACGCAAUCAAUCGCUCCAACGGCGGUAACUGCGGCAGUACCCCCAACACAACACAGUCCCGCCCCUCCAAGACCAACACCCCCUCUUCACUCAUCAUUCCCGACAACUCCCAUGUUCGCAGCACCUUUACCGCCUCCCGUUUCGAGGGCUAGCCCCAUGGCAGUGCCUUCAGCGAUACCGUCAGCAAAUCCCAAUCCAUUUUCGGCCGAAAGUUUGUUCCAGACCAAUAAAUAUCCUACAAAUCAAGCUGACAUGUUGAGGAGGGAGCUAGAUAGUAGAUUUUUGGCGUCACAAGAUCGAAGUUUAGGAGUAGCACCACCGCCAUAUUUGAGAACGGAAAUGCAUCAACAUCAACAUCAUCACACACAUGUGCAUCAACAUACGACAUCGUUAUUACCGCCACCGGCCGCUUCCAGUUUAUACCCGUCUCAAUUGUCUUUAACACCGGUGGAGCCCCUUGCAAGACGACGAGAAAGUAGUUUUAAGGACAUUCCUAAGCUUGGUAGUGUUGAUUCGCCGUUCUACAGACAAAAUAUCGGCUUACCUGGAACUUAUCCGGGAUACACUCCAAGUUUGAUGCAUCCGGGAAUAACUACAGGACCAACGCCUUUUGUACCACCAAAUCAUCUGCCUACGUUCCAACCAAAGUCGAUGACCCCUCAAGAUCCAUCCAAGCCUAAAAUUGUGAAAACUGGUAAAUGGAACGCAAUGCACGUCCGAGUGGCAUGGGAAAUCUAUCACCAUCAACAAAAAAGCGGCGAAGCAAAAGGCAGUCUGGCAUCAGCUACAGCCGCUGCGAAAUCAUCUGCUGAUCUUCUUCGGCCGCCGACGCACCUUUUCUCUCCUAGUGUGCAUUCUAGACCGCCUCACGAUCUACCAUCGUUCCCAAUGUCGUUAUCAAGCCAUCGACCACCUGGAUUCGAUCAAACUCACCAUCCAAGUUCGUUGUUUUCAUCACCAGCAGGUCAUAUGGGUAAAUCACCAUUCACCGGUAGUUCAACUAUGUCGCCAUUUACGCGUUAUGGUGCUGGUCCUUUAGGUCCGGCUUCUACAUCUCCAUUUACAAUGUCGCCUUUCGCAAGAGAAAGUCAUUUAGGACUAGGACCACUUCACCAUGAUCCUUGGCGUUCAUUACAACGCACGAUUCCGAAUUUCCCGCCGGCCGUAAAUCCUCUACCGCCGACAUUGCCGGGUUUAGGACCAGGACCGCCCGCACCUUGGACUAUCAAACCAGAUCCGAUUCUAGAACAGAGAGAACGAGAAGCUAGAGAAAGAGAAGAAAGGGAGAGGGAAAGACUAAGAAGAGAACGAGAAGAACGAGAAAGAAGAGAACGUGAAGAAAAACAGAGAAGAUUAGAACAACAGCAACAAGAACAACGCGAAAGAGAACGAAAAGAAAGAGAAAAACGAGAAAUGGAAAGAAGAGAAUUGGAAAGGCAAAGGGAAAGAGAAAGGGAAAGACUUUUGCAAGAACAACGGUUGGCGGAAACAGCUAAGAUGCAAGCACCGUUAAUAAGAGACCGAUCACCAUUGAGAAACGGCGACUUAUCAGAAAUUAGAGUAAAAGAAGAACCCAGAAUAAAAGAAGAGGAUAUAAUGGCUAGAUCUGACCCUAGGUACAACCCGUUCUUAAGGCAUCCGGGUUCUUUACCACCUCCACCUCCAGGACCUCCAGCUUCGGUGUUGGAUCGUUCGAGAAUGCUUUCACACGCUUUACCUCCUCACCCGUAUCACACCCCUACGACACAUUGGGGUGUACCGCCCGCAGAUCCCUUCUACAGAUAUACUUACAAUCCAAUCAUGGAUGCCAUGAGAGCGCAAGAAGAAAGGGAAAGAGCGAGUUUCUUCGGGGCAUACGGUGCUCAUCAUCCUAGCCAGCUAAGACCCAAGGAUCCCGCGCUGAUGCACUUAAGAACAGUACCGGGUCCUGGUCCUCCACCUCCUCCAACCAGUCACAAGAUCAGCAUAACUCCACCUACGGAUCUACACAAGAAAGAGGAACCUCGAUAGCAUCGACAAAAUAUUGUAAAGGCUGAUGAUGAAGGACUCUUAAAAUACGAAACGUUGUAAAAGAUAUCGAAGCACCAAAAUUAAAGAAGAUGGCACUUGAUACUAAGAUCAAAAUUAAUUUGUUGGCGAGAUUUUAUUUUAUAAAAAUUUAUUUAUAUCACUAUAGGCAGGAAAAAAUAAUAGAAAGAUCAAAAUUCAAUUAAAACAAUCUCAGUUUGUGACAGUUUUUGACAUAUUUGAGAUAUUCUAAUAUUUAUAAUUAUGUCAAAUGCUUUUUCGAUAUUUAUAAAUGUGUAAGCUGAAUUAAACAAUAUAUUUGUGGGCCGAAAGAAAAAAAAUUUUCUAAAAUAGUGUUCUGUUGUGCCAUCUUCUAAAGACUUUUCAAUUUUUUUUAUAUAGAUAUAUAUGGUGGAUCAAAAAAAAUAUUGUUUUCAAAUAUUAUAAUUGUGAUUAAAAUCGCGAGUGUUUCAAGUGGAAGAUGCUAAAGUUUGAAGGAAAGUGUACAUUAUAUUUUAGGGACCAAAAUUUAUUUAUAUUGUUUAAAAACUGUAAAAUCGGUGAUUUUAGUUGUCGAGAAAAAUCAAUAAGGUAGAGAGUCGAAGCAUCUUUUUUGUUUUCGCCCCUAUAUGAAUACUGCAAUAGAUCAAACAAUUGUACAUUUCGACUACUAAAACUUUAGCAUCUCGAAUGAAACAUUUUAAACAUGAAUUAUUAAACAAUAUAUCAGCUUUUAAAAACAAUUUUACCUGAAGGUGUAACCUCCAGAAGAUUUUCAAAAAUUUAAAUAUUAGCGACCACAUUUUUUAGGAACUUUUAAUUUUAACUUUAUGAUCUCAUAUAGCAUAAUCAAAAGGGACUAGCAAUAGAUCCCAGAACAUAUUUUUGCAAUGGUUUUAUAUGUGUGUGUAGAUUAAUGCAUAUAUACAUAUACAAUUGAGUUGUAUACAGGAUGUCUACGUUAUAUAAUUUUAUAUAUAUAUAUAUAUAUAUAUAUAUAUAUAUAUAUAUAUAUAUAUAUAUAUAUAAUAAGGAAUUAUACUUUUUGUAGACUGCAUCUGGAACAUUAAACGUUCUUUAAGGAGAUGAAACCUCGAAUUAUAAAAGCAGAAACAGUAAUUCCACCUUUGUUUUCUAAUUUAUGUAAUUUAUAGCACUAAGAAAGAUAGAGAAACAUAAAGUUUAGUAUCCUUCAUGAUCUUAUUGGUUCAAUCUUCUUCUUUAACCGGCGCUACGGUCCUUUGAGAACCAGGGCCUUCUCAACAAUCGACUGCCAAUCUUUUCUGUCCUGAGCAUGGUGCCUCCAACGUCGAACCUCUAACUGAAUCAGAACCGCCAACCAGCAAAAGGCGAUGUUUUCCACUUAGUCAUCGUCCUCUCAAGAACUAUACAAGGCUCUGCGCAGAUAUCGAUCAGUAGGCAUCCUCUCCACGUGUCCCAGCCACCUCAGACACGCCCCAGGAUGAACGCCAUCUGUCUCAGCUCAGCAUUCCUUUAGAUCCUCCACACACCUUUCUCGCAAACAAGGUUAAAAAUCUUUCGUAGGAUCUUCCGUUCCCAUCAGUUUAAAAUCCGCUCAUUUGUCGUCGUCGUAGUCCAUAUCUCGCAUUAUUGUCUAGUAAAUUGUGAGCUUUGACGUUUGUGAAAGCCCUCUAAACUUGAACGCUCUCUGAAUUGCACAGAAUAUCCGUUGUCACGUCAUUAUUUUCAGUUAUCAAGGCCCCAAGAUAUUUGAAUUGGUGGCACACAGGGACUUAAAACGUGGUUUGGGAGAUCGGUUUUCUGUACAUUGAUUUUGAGUCCUCUUACUUCACCUGAUUGCUCGAACUCCCAAGUAGUUCGUGCCAUGAUCAUCCACAUAAGUGAAGUGCUGUGUAAGCCUAUUGCAAAUAAUUCCUCUAUGGUUCGUUUGGAUGCUCAUUGCGACACCUUUCAGUGAGAAAUUGAACACUGUCGUCGCUAGUGAGUCUCCCUGACGCGUGUAAAAACUGUGCUUAGAGACUACGAUACCUUUACUCUGCCAGAGGCGUUCCUCAUUAUCAUUCCAACCAUAAACACCAGCUUCUUUGGGACGCCAAACCCCACUUCUUCCUUUCUAUUCAACCCAAUAGGGCUUGUUCAAAUAUAUUAAUUGAGUAUUGUCAGAAUAUGAUAGACACCCUUUCAAAAAUAAACGAUUCACUUGAAGUUAUCAGCAUUUAUGAAAAUAAUGUAAGUAUAUUUUAGAUUCUUUUUUGUUCAAUCAAGACAUACCUGUAUACAUCAAUUUUUCAUUAUCCCAACAAUGUAGUUAUUACCUUAAAUGUCGAAAUGUCGAAGGUACCACUGUUGCUUCCUGAAAUGUAAACAUUGAUUUCAAUAUUUAAACUAAGAAUUUGGGUAUUGACCACCUUUUUCAAUAUCGAAUAAUCUAGUUCUACUUUUUGUAUUAUAUAUUAAAAUAUCAUUUUACAUAUCAGUUCAGUAUCAGUUAAACUGUGAAAAAUACUGAAAGGAAACCAAACUGAGACGAAGAACUGACGGGAUAAGUACACAUGCAGUGCGUGUUUUUGAAUGUGGCUUGUUGGUGCACAUCCUGAUCACUUUUUUAAGCAAUUGACUUAUUUGGAACACAUCCAGAACUUGUACUUAUUGUUUUGUUGAUAUGCAUCCAGAGUACGUUCUGAGGCAAUUGACCUAUUUCAGUUCUAAAAAUUCCUGUCGCGUCAGGUUGUUCUUAUGUCGAAGGAACGCAAAUGUCGAAGUACUAAGCUUUAGUUCAUCGUCUUCUUUUUUUAUCGGUUUCUUCAGCUUUAAAGCUCAAGCUACUGUAAUGAGCCAGUCUUGAUAUGUAAUGUUGCGAGAUUAUUAUAUAAGUGGUAUGUGCAAUACUAAUAACUAUUUGAAUGCGAUUCAGAUUAGUACAUGGGGCACAAACCAAACACUGCACACAAACGGACAACAGCAUUGAAUAGAACCUAAACGGGGAUAUCUUUUAAAAACAUUAGUUUCGACUGAGACUGAAUUGAGAACUAAUAUGACCAUGUAAAAGGACCUAAAAGUAUAUUUAUUGUUUUAAUCCAUUCUAUAAAGGAUGUCUCAAAAUUAAACAAAUUGAAGAUAUAUUUUUUAGUCUUUAGAUUAUUAUUUUUUAUUGCAUAUUUCUGAAAUAAUAUUUCGCUGGUAUUCUACCAACAUUUUCCCUAAUAAUACUGUUUUUUCAAGCUGUGGCUAAAUUUCACUGAUACAGUGUUAAUUUUCGCCCUGUAAUUCAAGGGUGGUAGUGGGUUCGAUGACAUUAAGUUCAAAUAAUCCUUUGAAAAUUAUUCAUUGAGGGAAAUAUUUCUGAACUGAACAUUAACAAAAUAGUACUCUACCAAAAAAUUUUUCAUGUAGUAAUUGAAUCGUUUCAAGGGCUGUACGGCAUGUAUCACCUUCUUGUCGAAGCCAAAUCGUUCAAUUUUGACAUAAAAACCUGUAUUAUCAUGUAGUGUAGUACCAGCUAGAGCUUGUCCAAACAAAUUUUCAAAAAUUUAUUGUCUAAUAGUGCCUCUAGGACAUAUUGCACCCAAUGCUGCUAAGAAUUUGUAGCAAAAUGGCGAAAACAAAUUUUGGUUUAAUUUUGGGACUGCCGUUGUAUCAGUUUUUUGCCAUUUACGUCAUUACUAUUUUCAUUGAAUUAAAUAUAAAAUGCUAUAAUUUGUUUACAUUUCAUAAAAGCCGUUAGAACUUUAACCUGUGAUUCCCUUUAACAGAUUUUAAAUUUGAUAUCGUAAAAAAAAGAAAACCUGAGGUGCAUUAAAUGUAAAAAUUGUAAUUUAUGUAAAUGUCGUGAUUCUCUUGAAAUAGUUGCACACCAUUUUUGUACAUAAUAAUAAGGAAAAUUUGAUAUUGCAUUAUAAUAUGAUAGUUAAGCUUUAAUUAGCGUUGUAAAACAUACAGAGCGAGCCAAUGAAGAGGCUAAUUGAUUGAAUAAGUUCUUGUGUUCUUAUUAAAAUAGAAAAAAAGUAAUAAUCCAAUAAUUAAGUCCUGGAAAAACCUUUAGUUUGGUUAUAAGAAAUCAGAUUCACUUUCCGUUGACUAUGUUCACUUAGUAUUCAAUUAUGUCUACUAAUACAGGAUCGAAACAUCAAAAUUAUAGAAGGCUAGAUUAAAAAUAAAAGGGUAGUAUGUUAUUUUUGUUCCUUUAAAAUUUUUCCUAAUAAGAAAUAUCCUCUACCUAAUUUUUUUAUUGAAAUACCAUUUUACAAAUUAAUUUGAAUAAAACUCAUUAUGAUGAUCAUUUUGAAGUACCAAAAAUCACUUGAUACUGUUUCUGUUCAUUUCGUAUCCAUUUUGUCAUUGAAUAGUGUUCUUAUCUCUUAUUAAAGCAUUUUUAUCAUUCAGUGUUCAUUCUAUAGCUAUUUUGUAAGUGAGCCAAUUAAUAUUAAUGGAUUAAACUUUCAUUUUAUUUAUAAAAAUAUUGAGAAUGGUUUAAAUAUUGUUGUAACCGAGAUAUGGGGGUUCAAAGUUUGAAAAUAUGAAUUCUAUCAUUGUUAUCCUUUAAAAAUUAAUAUAAAUCCAAAUAAUGGAAAUAUUGAGUCAAACUUUUUAAAAGAACCUUCUUAAAGGAUCAUUUUAUUCAUAAUAUCCUUUAAGGCUUUAUUGGCUCGUCCAGUACAUUGAAUCGAUGGUGGUGAUGCAGUGGUGGUAAAAGAAAAAUAUUUGAUUGUAUUAGACUUGUCGUUUUGUUCAUGUAGGAGAAGUAUUCAGAACUGCCUAAAGAGUUAUUGUAAAUAAUAUACAAAAAAAGCUUAUGGACAUUUGAAGAUUAUUAAUUGUAAAAUUGAAAGUUCAUGUUAUAUGCCGUUUUUUAUUUAGCAUUUUUUUUGUUUCUUUUUAUCCUAAUUUAUUUUGUAUAUAUGUUUUUUAGGUAAUUUAUUUAAGACUGAUGACUAAUCAUCUUCAUUCUUCUAUAGUUGUGUUUUUUUAUUUAUAUAUGUGGUAUACAUAUGAGAAGUGAAGAAAAAUCAAAAUGUUAAACAAAAAAAUGUUUUCAACUCAACUAGAAUAAAUAUAUAUUUUGUCGUUUACCUCAGUCCUAAUAUUACAUCCUAUUUCUCCAAACAUAUUAUUAACAUUUGUUUUCAUUAUUUUUUGCAAAACUUUUAUACUUUCCAAAAUUAUGUUCUUAUUGAAUUUUGAUUUAUCUUCAUUACUCUAUCAUAUGUUUGAAUAUUGGUCACUUUAAACGUUUGUAUUUUCAAAUUACUCGGUACUUGCAAAAAAAAUUAUAUUCUUAUAAGUGAUGAGCCAUUGUACUCAUCAAAUUUUUUUUCGAAAUUGGAAUCUAUUUUUAAAACAACUAAUAUUAGGUUGUUAUCCUUGAAAGUGACCAACUUUUAUCCAAUAGUCGACUUUUAAUUAAUUAAUUUGUUAUUCAGUUUACUUUGUAAUGUAUGCACCACAGUACAAACGUUUUUAUAAUAAUUUUAUUGAAAUUAAUUUCAAAAUAUAUGUUCUGUGGUUCAUACGAGGGUUGUGGAUUUCUCUUCCCAGUUGUGACAUCGUAAGCUUAUAAUUAAAUAAGUCUUUAACGGUCAGUUUGUGAACAUAUUAUUCUAUUUUGGGAAAAAUAAAUCGUUUUUAACACAAUACAUACAAAAAUAUAUAUCAUAUACCAUUACUCGACUAAUUUUAUGAUUUUAAAUCAAAUAUUGAACCUUUAAUAUGUACACAAACUGGUCUCUAAAAUCUCUUGUAGAUAAACGCUUUUUAAAUAAAUUUCAACAUGUAGAUAAAUCACUGUGCUGUAUUCAAUGUUUGUUAGGAAACAAUUUUUUAUGUGUAUGAUUCUGAAAGAAUCGCGUGAUGUAAUAUAAUAAUAAAUAUUGUUUCUAUAAUAUUAGAAACAUUAGUCAUA